UUCUCUCAUUUCUCAAUAAAUCUCAAUCAUAAGUUUUCACAUUCUUAUUCAACUAGUCAAUCAAACUUGUCACAAGUUUGGGUUCACUCUUAAACUCUUAGUCAUUACAAUAAAUUGCCCUACAUUUACUACUCCAUAUUUAGUUGUAGUUUUUCACAAUAUGAUGACCAAAUCAACCAUCCCAAGUCUCAACUAUGAGCUAUGAAGUAAAAAUUUCAGCAAAUUCUAUGACUUCAUCCAUCCAAAAACGUAUGCCAAGUCUCAUAGAAUUCAAACCCUGAAUAUCUGUCCCACAUGCCACCCAUUAACUAUCUGCAUAUGCUCCGACCCGAACCACCGUGGGGCCGCGGCAGGGCGUCAACGUUGUUAUCCUCCUUAUUUAUGUCCUUCCUCCGUUCCCCUCGCAACAACUUCCUGCAUAACUGGCGCUGCCCUAGAAGUAGAAUUUUAGGAGCUUACAGCUCCACAUUAAUGGCAUCCAGCUUAUUUUAGCUACCUCACUCCCCUCUGCCAGUCCAUAUGAUUAUACGAAGUUGACUAUAGCUCUGGGAGGAAAGAAAGUGAGAAAUAAAGUAAGGAAAAUUUCUGUAUUAGAGACAUGGAACAUCAGACACUUCGAUCAAGCCAUUAAUGAAGGCCGAACUACUUCUUCCACUGCAAUUAAUGGCUUCUCUCAACUUUCACCUUCCUCCUUCAAUGCCUGCUUCAUUAUAUACCCUCCAAAAUAUCUCCUUUCUGGAAUACCCACCUUUCUUUACCUCUCCAAAUCCUGAAAUUUACCGAUUCUUGGAAAAUGGGGGGCUGCCGUCAUCUCGGGAAACUGUUCUUGGCAAUGAUUUCUGUGGCGGCGUUGGUCGGCGGCGGCGGUGCUCAGCCGCUGGUUCCGGCCAUUAUGGGCUUCGGAGACUCCUCUGUUGAUGUUGGAAACAAUGAUUACGUUCAAACAAUCUUCAAGGCCAAUUACCCCCCCUAUGGUAGGGAUUUCGCUAAUCAUGAGCCCACUGGAAGGUUCUGCAAUGGGAAACUAGCCACUGAUAUUACAGCUGACACUUUGGGGUUCACUAAAUAUCCCGCGGCAUACCUUAGCCCACAAGCAUCAGGGAAGAACCUUCUGAUUGGCGCCAAUUUUGCCUCAGCUGGAUCUGGUUAUGAUGAUAAAACUGCAUACCUUAGUCAUGCAAUUCCACUGUCUCAGCAGCUGCAAUAUUUCAAGGAGUACCAAAGUAAGCUAACAAGUGUGGCAGGCAGUACCAAGGCUUCUUCCAUCAUUAAGGAAGCUCUCUAUGUUGUGGGAGCUGGAAACAGUGACUUCUUGCAGAACUACUAUGUCAACCCUUACAUCAAUAAAGUCUUAUCUGCUGAUCAAUAUGGAUCUUAUCUAGUUGAUAUUUUCUCCAAGUUUGUCCAGGAUCUGUAUGGAUUGGGAGCAAGGAAAAUUGGUGUGACUUCUCUACCCCCAUUGGGAUGUCUUCCAGCAGCAAGAAACUUAUUUGGAUUUCAUCAAAGUGGAUGUGUUGAUUAUAUCAACCAGAACGCGCAGAAAUUCAACAGUAAAGUGAAUGCAGCAGCAACACAACUUAAGAAGAGCCUUCCUGGGCUCAAGCUCGUUGUCUUCGACAUCUACAAACCCCUCUACGAUCUAGUCAAAUCCCCUUCAAGUGCCGGUUUAUUGAAGCCGCGAGAGGGUGCUGCGGGACAGGCACAGUGGAGACCUCAGUGUUGUUGUGCAACUCCAAGUCACCGGGGACUUGCAGCAACGCAACCCAAUACGUGUUUUGGGACAGUGUCCAUCCUUCUGAGGCCGCCAAUCAGGUCUUGGCAGACGCACUGAUCACCCAAGGCAUUGAACUCAUUGGUUGAGUUGUCCUACUUUGUGUGCAUUCAAGACUUCAAGUUAAAGCUACCACUUUUACCUAGUGCUUUUAUUUACGCUUACGUUUGUUUUUUAUUCAUAUAAAAGAUCACAUGUCUGCCAUACUUUUUAAUCUUAAAUUCAUGAUAUGUAUCAGUAUGUCCUGUUUGAACUUUUGAAAACAAAUUUAUAUAUAUUCUUAACUUGUCUUUAACUAUAUCAGCGUUUUAGCCUCAAUAUAUUU
Molecule: messenger RNA, 2096 nt
Organism: Cuscuta epithymum
Lineage: Eukaryota; Viridiplantae; Streptophyta; Magnoliopsida; Solanales; Convolvulaceae
Source: the annotation of a GenBank genome assembly